GGGGCCGGGGCCGGUGGCCUGGGCCAGGCUGCCCGCGCGGCGCCGGGGGCUGCUCCGGAGCUCGGGAGUCCCCCCGCUCGCGGGGGCAGAGCGCCUCGAGGCUGCGGGACCCGGGCGUCGGGGGGCUUCUUGCUGCCCUCUGACCCAGGCGUGCGCUGGCGGGGAAGGUUCCUGCUUCUUAGAGCCGGGGAUGGCUCCUGCCUCUGACUGUCCGGAAUUAGGGAUGUUUGAGUGCACAGCAGCGUGGCUAGAGGAAGGCGCUGCCAGGACAGGGGAAGGGAUCCCUGAGAACGGGCUGCUUCGUUAUCCGUGUAACCGAAGUUAGAGCUGGACGUGUGGGCAGGUUCUUUGAAUAAUUACCGUGAAAGUGUUCAGGAUGCAAGUUCACCCCGGACUCCCAAGGGAAAAACGGGGAUGCCCUGGAGACAGACUGUCCUGACUCUGUGUGUAAUCAGGGAAAAUAACGGAUUUGUUUGGAUUUCCGGGACAACUGUGUCAACUCGCUCAAAACCUGCGCGGGCAGAGAGCGCUUUCCUGCCGCGCGCCCGGGAGCUGCCAGCAAGCCGUGCUCCGCUCCGCUUCGUGCCGCGGAGCCUCUCGUAGCGCGCGGCGCCUUCCCCCGCCUCCGCGUCCCGGCGGACGGGCCUCCUCCCCGGAGCCUCUCCGGGCUGCCCUGCGCCGGGGCGGUGACGUCACCGUGUUUACACGGGGCUCCGGCGGUUCUGCGAACCAGGAAUGUGGGGAAUGGGGCCUGCGCCGAAUCGUGCGCGCUGCCGUCAGCUCUGCCGUGCUGCUCCUGGGCUGAGGAGGGAAUUGGCUGUGCUUGUGCUGAGUUCAGGCCUUUCGAGCUCUGGGGAAAUGUGUUGAGGCUGCAUUUUCUUCAUUGCAGUCGUCGCAUUUGGCACUUUUCAGUGUGAUCUUUCUUCGGGAAGCUAUCGAAAGCUGAGAAUCAGCAGUCUGGAGAGUUAGACCCAGCUUGGUCUCUGUCUUGACGCCAAUUCUCUGGGUGUCCUCUGAGCGAGCUGCCAAAUAGUUCAAUCUCUGAUCCUUUGAGCAAGGCCAGAAAAUAGCCAGCAACUUGUGUCCAGGUCGUUCUUCCCAUUCUACCGCUGGACUUGUGUGCUGGUUUGCCUCCAUCCCUGAUCCCUUUGGAAAGGGGGCUGGGGGCAAGGAGAGGUGAGAUGCCCAGGUGCUGUCAGCCAGGGUCUUGCUGCAGCGUUGGAGGCUGUUCUGGGAGGCUUGCGCUGGACUGAGGACGGGGCUGGACGUUGGGCCAAAAGCUGGAUUCUUCAGGCCGAAAAAUGCCUGACUCUUAAAAUACAAAAAAGGUUGAAUUACUGUUGUCGGGGACUGGGACCAGUCUCUUCUCUCGUCCACUGGUCCGUUGUUGCCUCCGUCCCCGUUUGGCUUCUUGCAGUGCGUUGGAUGUCUCCCAGCUACCGACUCCUCCUGGUUCCCGUCUGCCCCGGCUCUUCCAAAAGCAGCGGCUGGGUCUGGAAGCAGUUUGGGUGUGGGUUUGGGAAGUGCUUCGUUAGAAGGCCUCUUCCUGGCAGCCUCCUUCAUUCAGACAACCCGGGGGUUUUGCUGAGCAGGUUUGGCCCAAAAUUUGAACAUCCAGUUUCCUUCCCCCACGUUAACCUGUUCCUGGGGAUUUUCUUCCGCGGGUUUCUGUAGCUGUAGCAGCGGUGGUGGUGCCACGGCGCCUUUGUGAGGUCCCGGCUCUGCGAGCGCUGCUGCUGCUCGCGCGCCGUCCGCCCCGCGGAGAUCCCCUCCCGGGGCUGCCUGGCGCUGCGGCCUUGUUUGUUUGUUCCCGGCUCCGCUGCGAUGAGGGAAGUUUGGGUGCUUGCCAGGCAGCUGAGCGCUGGUUAAAGCCACAAGGCGAGCAAACUUCUCUGGUCCCCGACCGUUCCUGCCCUCUGCUCCCUGCGCUCAGCAGGGGACGGUGCGGAGAGGUGCUGCUGGGGUGACGUUGGUCUCCCCAGUUAAUCCUUUUCUCCUACCCCUUUUCCAGCAGCCAUGUUGUUUGCCAAGUAGGAACUGAGGAAAGAAAUGCAAGGGUAUGAGAAAAAGGGAAAAAAUGGUUUUUAUGAAGCAAUGGCACGUGUGCCGCCCGUCCUGUGCUAGCCUGCUGUCUUGCAGCUAGCCUCCCUGGCCGGCAAAGUGACCUUUUUGCACCGGCACUGUCAGGUUGUAGCAGACACCUCACUGGAAGGAGCAUCGUCCUCUGGGUAUAAAUAGCCUGCCUCCCAGCAGGCUCCGAGCUUCGGGAACGUCAGAAUUUUACCUGUCUGCUAGGUGUCCUGGAGAACGCUAACCCCUUUCACCUCUAACAGACGGUGGUAGGUGCAUUGCAGAGAGCCUGAGCCACAGCUGCCGGAAGAGCAUAAUUUCCUAUUUGCUGACUUGCGUGUGUGGUCCUUGGCUAUAGCCCUCUAUCCGUGCCGCUUGCAUUUAGCGAGCAAAGUAGUGGCUGCGUGGGUGUGACUGCAAGGUGGGCAAAAGAGGGCUGGAUACUGGUGGAAAGAGAGACUCAAGGCUCGUAAGGGGUUAAACAGGACGGGUUUAAUAAAGGACCUACGCUGCAGACUGCACGGGGAGCCCCGGGAAGCGCGCGGGGGGUCACCGAUGGGAGGCUGCCGGAGGCACCGGUCGGACACACGGGUCGGACGCCCAGGCGGGACUCACGGGCAGGACUCGGCUCGUUGUCCCUAAGGACCCCUUAAAUCUGCUAGCACUGUUUCCUUGUCUCAGCUGUGCUAACCUUGAGCAGCUCCUGCCGGGCAGCAGCUAGAUGCUGUAGGCGAGGGAGUGUCCAUGCCUGGCCCUGAGGGGCAGCUGGUCAGGGUGUGGUCUCACGCGCUGGGCCUGCUGCCCUGUGCUCUGCCAGUCACUGGCUCCGCGACAGUCUUCCGCGGGUGUUCCCGCUACGGCGGGAGAACUCAUUUUUGUUGUUGACUGUUUGGCGCCGAGGAGACCGCAAGUGUGAAGGUGCUUGUGGGCUGGAUGCGGACAGGAAUCCUGGCAUUGCCUAAGGAAGCCUGCAGUUCUGGUCGUUUGAGACACUGUUUUGUCUGUUGAAUGACAUUGGAGAGGAUUCAAUUCAUUGGGCUGCAGAGUAACAUCCUGACCUAAAGCCUGCAGGGAGGAGGCAUCUGGAGACAGAGGCAGGGUUUGGGUGUGAUUCACUGCAAAACAGGCCUGGGAAUUGCUCUCCUCGGUUCUGAAAUGCUGUCCUCCCUGGCAGCGAAGGGGUCUGCUCUCCUCUGCUUUGGCCUCCCUUAAUCUUUGUUUUCUUAGGCGGCAAAGCUUGGCUCUGAAGAUAAGGGAGGGGAAAAAGUGAUUCUGUGCCCUGGUAUUGCCAGAGACUGGUAGGGGCUUUCUCUUUUCAAGAGAUCUGAGUGGGAGAGGCGAGGGCUGCCGAGGUGUCGGCCCGAAUUUGUGACGGGAAUGCAGCGUGCCUGAUGCCUGUGCUGCGGGGUCAGGUCGUCCUUCUGCUCCUGCCGGGAGGGUUGGGUCAGAACUUCGACUUUACCCUGAGCGUGCUGGCGUUCUGGGCAGGCAGGAAGAGUCUGGACGGGAACGAGCCAGCAGCGGUGUCUGCUGUCCGCAGGGUGCUCAGCGCGGUGCGGUGCGGAGGCGGAGGCUUCCCCCGCGCAGCUCGCCCUGGGUCACGUCUUCUAAACCGCACCGGUUUGGGUCCCGGGGAGCGUCUGGGAUCCGGUCGGACUUUCCCCGGGGUUCCCGGUCCCGGGCUAUGCCCGGGCACUUCAGAGGGGGCGUGGGAGCGGCCGGGCUCGCUGCGCUUGGGAGCCGCGGGGAUGAGGCCGGGAGCCGGAGGCCCCGAGGCCGCCGACCUGCUGAGUCAGCGUGACUGGCUCGGAGCAGCCGUGCGCUGGACCGAGCCUGCUGCCUGCCAGGCUAUUUUUAAAAACGUGGCUUCCGUGUAUUCUGACUCCUCCCAGUGUUUUAAUUUCCCCCACCCCAAGCGAAAAGCAGCGUUGCCACAAGUCUCCGUGGGAAUAGGGGUGUGGAAGGACGGAUGAGCGGCAGCAGCUCCUGCUCAAGGACAGAGCCGGCUGCCCGUGCGUCUGCCUCGGCCGGGCGCUGCCUGGGGCGGCCGCGGGGAUGUGCGCUGGCGAAGGGCACCGCUGCCGGGCUCGGCUCCACCUCGAGGAGCCGCUCUGACCUUCCUCCCUCUCCUUCCCUCCCCUCCAGGAGCUGACUGACGCGGCUGUCGUGUUAUGACGACCCCCAACAAAGGAAACAAGGCCUUGAAGGUGAAGCGGGAGCCAGGCGAGAAUGGGACCAGCUUGACAGACGAGGAGCUGGUGACCAUGUCUGUGCGGGAGCUGAACCAGCAUCUACGGGGCCUGUCGAAGGAGGAGAUCAUCCAGCUGAAGCAGCGUCGGCGCACGCUGAAGAACCGGGGCUACGCAGCCAGCUGCAGGGUCAAGCGCGUAACCCAGAAGGAGGAACUGGAGAAGCAGAAGGCAGAGCUGCAGCAGGAGGUGGAGAAGCUGGCCUCCGAGAACGCCAGCAUGAAAAUGGAACUCGAUGCUCUCCGCUCCAAAUACGAGGCGCUCCAGAACUUCGCCAGAACCGUGGCCCGGAGCCCCGUGACCCCCGUGCGGGGGCCGCUCACCUCCAGCAUGGGGCCCCUCGUCCCUGGCAAGGUGUGCCUCUGUGCCCUAGCAGUGGGUUUCCUUCAGACUUCCUCGGCGUUAACCGUGCAAGCUAGCAGUGGUGGAAAGGAGAUGCCGUAGUGCCCUGCUGCCUCUGCUCCAGCGGCGGGGAAGGAGCCAGGACAGGGCCCUUGCGUGGGGCCCGGCACCCCGGGGGAGGGAGGGAAGGUACCGUGUUGACUGCAGGCCGGUUUUGUGCCUAAUGUGUUGCACUGAACAAGACCAAAAUCACUAGUUGUUCCCGUGUUUGGAGGAUAUCAAGUGUCUCUAGUGUGAUGGUUUACACAACCAGUUUAUGUGGUUAAAGAGCCCUUUAUUUAAAGAGAGAAACAUCAUUUUAAGAGUUAUUAAAUUAUCUAAGUUUAAAAGUAAAAUCAGACAGAAGAGAGAGCGUAUUUAUAGUCAGCUUUUUUUAUCUGAGAGGGCGAGAAUAUUUGACCAUAUAUAUGGGGAAAUAUUCUCAGAGACUUUGCUAGUUAAAAGUUAAUAAAUAAAUAAUUUUAAAGUUUCUCAUGAACCUCCCGCAAACUGUUUGUGGCUCUGAGGUUAGUUUUUAUAAAGAGUUAUCAGACUUUAUUUAUAAAACUUAGAAAAAGACAAAAAAAGAGGCAAGUCCUGUUUGAUAUCUUUUUGCAAUUGUACCAAAAGUGACUUAUUCUCGACCUUGCUGGCUUCCGUUGCAUCCCCUUGUGUUGCGCUGUCUGUGCUCUCUGAGCUCUCGCGUGGCGCUGUAACGUGGUGGUGCCAGUGGCUGCCUUUGCCAUGUGGUGUCGUUUUCAUGCUUCCGUUGUUUUCCCUGGGUUCAAUCAAGAGACGGACUUGGGAGCUCUCCUAAGUCUCCAGAGGGUUUCUGGCAUUCAGGCAAAGUUGCUGUUUUCCAUAAAGACCAAAAUGAAUGGCUAGUGCAACUGAGUAGUCAGGCCUGUCCAGAAAAUGGUUUUUUUUCUGCACAGGCACGUUGCAGGAAGUCUGUUUCCCUGCCUGGAUGUUGCAGCUAUUCCUUUUGCACAAACAGCUUAAGCCUCUUGUAACCAGCCAACAUUGGGUAACUCGGUUACCUGAAGGGGGAAGAAUAUUGCCAGCAGAACUGCUCUCUCACUCCUCCAACAAAGCUGGUAGAGUUGAUGCAAGGGAGAAUUUUCUGAGUUUAGGAGGAGACUGAUGGGAUUUAACUCUGGGUUCAGUUGUGGUCAGAACUUGUGUUGCUCCUGUGGCUCCUCUGACAAGAGAGGCAAGUCUGCCUGCCUAUUUGGGCAGCUCUGGACCUGCACCAGUCCUGAAACUGGAGUCUCUUGUGCUGAGUGUCUGCAUAUUACUGAAAAUUAAGCUGUGGCAUGGUUGCUUUCUUUCCUGGUGCAGCUUCUGGCUGUGUGUGUUGGAGAGUGCUUAGACUACAGCUGUGUGACACAGCUGAGAAGCUAUUAGUGGUCGGGCUCCAUUUCCACAAACACUUUGAACCCCCUCCUCCUCCACCUCCCCAAAGGUUUGAGCUCAUUACUGAGUUGUUUUAGAGAAGCAGGACAUGGGGCUGAAGUCCAUGUGAUGAUUUCUUGUCUGCUGAAGGUCUCGAGCACCGGGGACAGAUAAGGAUGGCACAAGUGAAGCUGCAGUCUUGUGGGGGAGGCAUGGUUUGCCAUGCUCGAUGUUUUUUGGUGAUGUGGUUGUUGCAUAGCUGAACUUACACUGCUCUUCUCUGGGCAAAGGAGUUCACUAGUGGCUGAGAAGGUAAACCUGAUGAAAGGCACAGCGUGGCAGGAGGAGGAGUAGGUGAUCAGUGGGGAUUUCCUGCUGGAAGGGGAGGUCUUCACUGAUUGUGAGUGUUGGGAGAAGUGUUUGGGUUGCUUUUCCCAGUGGAUUUCCUGAACGAGGAGAGCAUCAGAGUGUCUCCUCCAGGCUUCCCCCUUCCAGCUUGUGGGUUCCCUCCUCUCUGAGCUGAGGCGUUCGACAUGCUGCUUCCCAGCCAUUCGCCAGACGGGCGAGGCACUGAGCAGCGCUCGGCACAGCUUUCUGGGCCCUGACACCUGGGAAUUACGGAUCUUUGUCUUCCAGCUGCUCACGUGGUGCCUGGAAGGGAUGGGAAGUUCCAAAGCGCAGAAUCCUCCGGUUGGCCGUGGGCGUAAAUCCCAACGCUGUCCCUGCGGAGCUGGCCUGAAUCGGUAACCCCUCGAGAGCGCCGUUCCGAUUCCACCCAGUGCUCCGACCGCGGCGGGGGGGCCGCUGCCGAGGUUUGUGCGGGACAGGCUGGGGCUGAGCGGCAGGUGCUGGAGACUUGGGUGUGAGGAGGGCCCCGCAGCAGUGCGGGCUCUGGCGGGCAAGUCCGACAGCUGUGGUGAACUCGCUUCCGUUGUACCGUGCACCAAAGGGCCCGGUCCUUUUCUGCCUCCCGGACGACGACCGCUUUGCCGUAAGUGGCUGCGCCGCUCUAGAGCGAGGCCGUGAGCCGGGAGGACAGACGGAGCGGACGGUGGCACUGACCACCAGACGUCAGCUCGGCCGUUCUCCGUCCGUCUGCUGUGCCCGCUCGUUCGUGGUCCCAGCUUGCUUGGAGUGUGUUCAGUGAGGACGUCGUGUCCCGGAGGAGACGUGGUGCAAAGCCAGUGCCGCGGGUGCUUGUGUGAGGAACGGGCUCCGCUGGGUGCCGGGCUGCUUUUCGCUUGGGUUCAGGCUCUGUCUGGCCGCAGGUGAGAUGUUUCCCUGCUCGUGAAGCGCUCUGUCUUGGGGAUGCCGGGGGGGACCCAGUCCCCUGCAAGCUCUGCUCCCCCAUGCUAGUGUGUAGUUCUUGGUUUUGUUCUCAGUGGAGUAUUGGAAUCCGACUAAUGUAUUUCUGCCGUGUCCAGGGACUCCCGUCGUGCUCAAGGGGACCCCGUCCCCGCGCCAGCCGGUCCGCGCGCCUGCGCGGGGCGAUCCCUGCCCCAACCCGCCGCUCUGAUCUCUCGUGUAUAGCGUUCCGGAGUGUGACAGUUCUUGUUCCUAAGGUGCUGUUCGUUUGGUUUCCUGCUGUGAAGGGUGUUGUGUUUCCUUUCCCCUUUCCUGGUACCUUUCUGACGCAGCGGUUGGGGGGGGCUCUGCUCCCAGCCUGGCUGCAAAGCAAACCCACGGAGUGUGCCCCCCCGGCGCACGGGGGUUUGUGUAUGUUGUGGUGAAUUGUGUACAGUUAUCUCCUGGAUUAUGCAACCUUGGUGGGCAUCGCCCUCGGGCUGCAGCACGGGGGCUGCUGCGGGUGCCCGCGGCCGGGCCGGCGUCCCGCGGGGCCUGGCUCGGCCGCUGUCCCCCCGCGCAGGCGGCCUGCAGCCCCGCAGCCCCGGCGCAGCGGAGGGGGUGUUGGCGCCCGCGUCGCCCGCUCGGAGCAGCUCGGCCCGGGCGGCGGGGCGGGGAGGGAGGCCGGGGCGCCGGGCGACGCCGCCGGGCCGCGAGGGGAGCUGCCCCGCCCGCAGCAGCGGCGCCCCGCGGCCCGCCCCGGCCCCCCCCUAUUUAUUGCUAAGUUAUUGUCGCUGCCGGGCGCCGGGGCGGCCCGCCGGGCGUUAUUUAUUUCUGUACAUAGUGUAUGUUUGUCGAUAUGAGCUUUCUUUAUUUUGUAUAUGACCAAUAAACAUCUUUUAAAGAG
Messenger RNA from Dromaius novaehollandiae (emu), 8286 nucleotides. RefSeq names its product MAF bZIP transcription factor G (gene MAFG). NCBI's taxonomy places the organism in Eukaryota, Metazoa, Chordata, Aves, Casuariiformes, Dromaiidae. The record is from RefSeq and is a predicted model, not a curated record. The transcript is spliced from 3 exons. Gene Ontology annotation, biological process: regulation of epidermal cell differentiation; regulation of transcription by RNA polymerase II. Gene Ontology annotation, cellular component: nucleus. Bases 4242 to 4763 code for a protein of 173 amino acids. Gene Ontology annotation, molecular function: RNA polymerase II cis-regulatory region sequence-specific DNA binding; DNA-binding transcription factor activity, RNA polymerase II-specific.